Penaeus monodon (black tiger shrimp) is the source of this 2309-nucleotide messenger RNA. RefSeq names its product menin-like (gene Mnn1). Gene Ontology annotation, biological process: negative regulation of cell cycle; regulation of transcription by RNA polymerase II; negative regulation of cell population proliferation. Gene Ontology annotation, molecular function: Y-form DNA binding; transcription cis-regulatory region binding; chromatin binding. Lineage: Eukaryota; Metazoa; Arthropoda; Malacostraca; Decapoda; Penaeidae. The record is from RefSeq and is a predicted model, not a curated record. Gene Ontology annotation, cellular component: chromatin; nucleus; histone methyltransferase complex.
AGCGGCCUUAUUCAAGGUUCGUUCGUAUCUAAUGGCGAAGAUCGGUGGAUACACAUAUGUAUGUUUAUAUGUUUGGAAGCAUGUUUCCAUGAACCCGCAAAAGAAAAAUGCAGAUUAAUCAAAGUUUAUCAAUUCCGUGCACCAGGAAGCAAAGUCUGACGUGAAGCGGGGCGUUGAAAUGCGCCUGGGCCGCAGGGGCGAGAUUGCGUUGCGCCGAGCACGCUCCGUCUUGCUUUGGUCUCGACCCAAAGUCUACACGUGGCACCUAGCCCUCUUGUUUUGGCCUUGCUUUCUCCUUUGGACGAAUUGGUAGUGUUUGAGUGGUGUUCAAUAUCUGUAUUAACAUCUAAUGAUACACUUAAAAGUAUUUUCUCAUUAUGUCAUCAACAACUGUCAUUGCAAUCAAUGCAGGAAGUUCAUUCUCUGCACCAGAACAUUGACGCGUCAGUUGCCGUUAACUCUAUCAUGAGAGCAAGAGACUCUUGAAAGGCCGUUAGAUUUGCUUAAAAUUAGACAUUAAUACACUUCCAUAAUUCGUAACACAAAAAGUAUGUUAUGUUUAUUGAAACUGAAUGGAAAUACUGAUAACCUGCAUACAAGCCCUCGUUGAAACAUCAUUAAUAUCUAUAGUACUGGAAGUUAUAAUGAAAAAUAUUUGCAAAUCGUAAGAAAUUUAAUUUAUCUGAAAAUCAAUUUUCACUGUUAUAGGGCUUGUUAUACAAAGCGUUGUUGUUAGUAGACGGUGUGCAAUCUCCUCAUUUCGAAGUGCCCGAAACCAAACACAGGCGGACAGAGACCCACCUCCGGUGACCACGACCUGCGUGGCGAGAUAACCAGGAGGAUCGCCUUUCGGACGAGAAGCUGAACAUUAUUGGAACAUGUUGAUGUUUGUGACGUAGCUGAAGCAUCUGUAAACAAAAUGGCCAAGUUAUCUAGCGAGGAACGAGCCCUGUUUCCGCUCAGUGACAUAGACUCAGUUGUGAAAUUAUUUAGAAUUCAUUUGUCAAAAAACAGUGAACCAAAUUUGGCGAUAUUAUCAAUUAUCAUUGGAUACAUUGAAAACACACUGACGUGCUCGCGCGGUGGCUCAGAGCCCACACCAGAACUGGAUGAUGACUGCUCAGGCAAACGGGCAGAGGACCACCGUGUUUUGCCAGUCGUGGAUUACGAAACAGUGGAAGCCUUGCAUCAAAGGUUUUUAGCAAUUAUCAAGGCACAUGUGGAUGUCACCGCCUUUGGUUCACCUCGUUAUGGAACUCGAGAACUUAUCAAGCGGAUAUCAGAUGUUGUCUGGUGUACAUUAUCCAGCAGUUAUUAUAAAGAUCGAGCACAUUUACAGUCAAUCUACAGUUACAUGACAGGUAGCAACUAUAGUUUCAAACAUGAAUCCAGGGAUCAAUGCCACAACAGACUCUGAGGAGGUGAUGCUCCUUCAGCAAGCUCUUCUCUGGUCUCUCUAUGAUGCAGGACACCUUGCCAAAUACCCUAUGGCAAUAGAUAACCUGGGUGAUCUUGAAGAGAUGAUGCCUUCAAAGGGCAGAGCAGCUGCAACCAAAAUGUAUGAGGAGGCCAUCACCAGUGCUGUACGUUACUACGACAACCAGCACGUAUAUCCAUAUACCUACCUCGGUGGAUACUGCUAUAGGAACAAACUAUAUAAACAAGCUCUAAAGUACUGGGCAAAAGCUGCUUCUGUUAUUAAAAAUUACAACUAUUCCAGAGAUGAUGAAGAAAUCUACAAGGAGUUCCUGGAGAUUGCCAAUGAACUUAUCCCCCACAUCAUGCGUGUUGUAAGCUCUGGAAUAUCAGCAAGAUCCAUUCUUAAGGAUCCGGAGUGCUUUGCCUACCUUCUUGAAUUCUAUGAUGGUAUUUGUGAAUGGGAAGAGGGCUCCGCCACCCCAGUCCUGCACAUAGGAUGGGCAAAAGCACUUUUUAACACUAUUUCCAAGUUCCAUGCCCAUGUACGUUCACAUGUGAAAAUAUAUUGUGUGGAUCCAGAAACAACAGACAUUGAUGCUGCAGAUUCUUCAGUUUUUUUGAAGGAAGCAGAGGAGAAUUCGACAACUGCAAGUUCUCAAGAUCAGAAUGGGAAUAUGGCUACAGACUUAAUAAGUCUUGCAGAGGAGGAGAUUGACCCAAGUGAAAUGAUGCAUCGAUGGCCUCCAGUUAGAUUAUUUUCUGCUAAGAUGAGAGGGCUACGGGAUCUUCUCCUUGCAGAUAAAUUAAAUUCUCAAGAAAUUGCAGGAGAACGCUCAAUAAAAGAUGGCUGUGUUCCCCCAUGCUGGAUCAAGACUCAUGGUGGAUCAUAA